Acanthopagrus latus (yellowfin seabream) is the source of this 680-nucleotide messenger RNA. RefSeq names its product fatty acid binding protein 2, intestinal (gene fabp2). Bases 92 to 490 code for a protein of 132 amino acids. Gene Ontology annotation, molecular function: fatty acid binding. The transcript has 4 exons. Gene Ontology annotation, biological process: fatty acid transport. Lineage: Eukaryota; Metazoa; Chordata; Actinopteri; Spariformes; Sparidae. Gene Ontology annotation, cellular component: nucleus; cytosol. The record is from RefSeq and is a predicted model, not a curated record.
AUAAAAGGGGUGUGUGGUUUAAAAGGAGCGGCAGACUUUGAGUAAGACACUCCUCGCUGCAGAGUUGUCCAGUUCACCCCUCACAGCCACCAUGACCUUCAACGGCAACUGGAAAGUUGAUCGCAAUGAGAACUAUGAGAAGUUCAUGGAAAAAAUGGGAAUUAACAUGGUGAAGAGGAAGCUGGCUGCUCACGACAACCUGAAGAUAACCAUCGAACAGAAUGGAGACUCUUUUCAUGUCAAGGAGAGCAGCAAUUUCCGCACCCUGGAAAUAGAUUUCACCCUGGGAGUCACCUUUGAAUACAGCCUUGCUGAUGGAACAGAACUAUCGGGCUCGUGGAAGCUGGAGGGAGACGUGAUGACGGGGACUUUCAGCAGGAAGGACAACGGAAAUCAACUGAUAACAACCAGGAUCGUACAAGGAGAUGAACUUAUACAGAGCUACAACUAUGAAGGUGUGGACGCUAAGAGGAUUUUCAAGAGGGCUUAGACCAAACUGAUCACGAGUAAUAUGUUUGCCUUCUGCAUUACAUACAUUAUUGUGUUGAAUCAUCAACUACUUAUACCAGUAUAUAACCUUUAAAAGGUGCACUACUUGUAAUGCCUGUACAGCGUAUGAAACAGGUGUGAAUUGCACAAGAUUUUGAUACUUGUAGUAAUAAAGCCAUUCUAUAACUGCC